This is a messenger RNA of Grus americana (Whooping crane), 3401 nucleotides long. RefSeq names its product syntaxin 2 (gene STX2). Gene Ontology annotation, cellular component: SNARE complex; synaptic vesicle; presynaptic active zone membrane. Gene Ontology annotation, molecular function: SNARE binding; SNAP receptor activity. The transcript has 11 exons. Lineage: Eukaryota; Metazoa; Chordata; Aves; Gruiformes; Gruidae. The record is from RefSeq and is a predicted model, not a curated record. Gene Ontology annotation, biological process: exocytosis; intracellular protein transport; synaptic vesicle fusion to presynaptic active zone membrane. Bases 129 to 995 code for a protein of 288 amino acids.
CGGGAGGGAGGGAGCGAGCGAAGGGGUAGGCGGCUCCGGCGGCAGCGGGCCGGGCGCGGGCGGCCCUCGGCAGCGAGCGAGGAGCAGCAGCCGGGGAAGCCUCGGGGAGGCGCUGAGCCGCGGCGGGGAUGAAGGACCGGUUGGCCGACUUGGCAGAGUGCAAAGGAAAUGAAGAUGGGGAGACAGUUAUUGUUGAAAAAGACCACUUUAUGGAUGACUUUUUCCAACAGGUUGAGGAACUUAGAAAUAAUAUAGCAAAAAUAGCACAAAAUGUGGAAGAAGUGAAGAAGCAGCACAGCAUUAUCCUGUCAGCACCAAAUCCUGAAGGAAGAACAAAGGAAGAACUUGAAGAAUUAAAUGAGGAAAUAAAGAAGAUUGCUAAUAAAAUCCGAGCCAGGUUGAAGGCUAUUGAACAAAGUUUUGAUCAGGGUGAAAAUGCUAAUCGGACAUCAGUGGACCUCAGGAUAAGAAAAACACAGCAUUCUGUAUUAGCUCACAAGUUUGUGGAGGUCAUGACGGAAUACAACGAGACCCAAACUCUUUUUCGAGAACGCAGCAAAGGUCGGAUACAGAGACAAUUAGAGAUAACUGGAAAGACCACCACUGAUGAGGAACUGGAAGAAAUGUUAGAGAGUGGUAAUCCUUCAAUUUUCACUUCUGAUAUUAUAUCAGACUCUCAAAUAACUCGGCAAGCUCUGAAUGAAAUUGAGUCACGUCACAAGGAUAUUAUGAAACUGGAAUCUAGCAUACGGGAACUACAUGAAAUGUUUAUGGACAUGGCAAUGUUUGUUGAGACUCAGGGUGAAAUGAUCAACAACAUAGAAAAGAACGUGAUGAAUGCAUCAGAUUAUGUGGAACAUGCAAAAGAAGAGACAAAAAAGGCAGUUAAAUAUCAAAGUAAAGCACGAAGGAAAAUGUGGAUAAUUAUCAUUGUGUCAUUGGUGUUGAUUUCCAUAAUUGGUCUAAUUAUUGGUUUGUCUGUUGGUAUUCCGUGAUGCUUGGAUAACCUCAGCAUGCAUGACUUCCUGCCAGUGUGGCAAAAUUGAUGUUCAUAAUUAUAUGUGUAACUGUAUUGCUUCUGAUACUUGGAAUUAUCCUAGCAACAACACUAUCAUAGCAAGCACAUUCCAAGAGUUCCGAACCUUCAGAAACUCCAAAAUACAUCUUCAGUAAAACCAAACCUUUUUUAAUAAAUGAUGCCUUACGCUGUUCCAUGAUGACGACCUAUCACUAACAGUUAAAAAUUAAAACAAAAUCACUCUUAAUGUUUACUCAUAAAUGAAGAUGAGAAUGUAUUAGGGUAUGGAUGGAUUUGCAUCAUAAACUAUACAUUUGUGAGACUGAAACUUGCUCUUAAUUGUUUUGAACUAAAGUAACUUGGGAUUUUUUUUUGUAUGUCAGUGUUACAAACAGUUUAAAUAGGGAGUUGAGAGACUAUUGAGUUUUGAUGGUUUGGCUUUUUUCCUAUUGCUAAUACAAUUCUAAUCACAAAUUCUAGGACUUACCAGUGCUGCUUUUGCUAGCACUCUUGUGAACAUUUUUAUGAGAUGUAGCCUUGUCUUUAAUUAUUUAGUCACCUUAACCUUUCUAAGCUUUAUACUUAAAAAAUGUUUCUCCAAUAAGUGCUAAAAUAUUUUAUCCUGAAAAGACUACUUAUUUAACUGUCAGCCUAUGCAUUACACUUGAGAAGAAAAAAAAACACACUUUUUUACACUUCCCAGGUUUUUUAUUUUUUCUUUCAAUGUGACUAAGGUUAAUUGCUUUAAAUAUUUACUUGCCUUUAUAACAAAAGUUAGUUGUAACAUUUCUGGUAAAAGAACGCAGUAAUGAAGCACACAGAAUUUGAACUUGAGCAGAUAAUUUUACAAAUAAUCCUUGUGCAAAGGAAACUGGUGGAUCAGUUUAGUUCACUGUUCAUAUGAAUUUGACAAAAAUUACACUUUCUCUCUCUAAAGCCAAGUCAAGAUUUCUUAUUCAGUAGCUUGCUAACGUUGAUGUGUGAAUAUAGCACAUGGGGAUAAACUCCUCAGAAAAGUCUGAAACAUAAUACAAACUAAGACACUGAUUUGUUAUGAAAUGUAUGUGUCAUUAUAACAUAUAUGAAGUGUUUUAGUAUCUGCAUACCUGUUGUAAUGCUAGCUUGCAAGACUUGAAAGACUUCAAAUGUAACAAAAUAACUGCAUUUAAUGUUACAGGUUAUUUUUGUAUUUUGUGUGUAAAAUAUUUGUAACUUGAAUUUUUGACUUCUCAUUGUUUAAGGAUAUCCAUGUAGAUAUGUAGAUAUAUUUACACUGUAAGAGGAUUAGAGGAAAGUAUAAUGUGUGCCUUUUUAAACACAGUCUAAAACUACGCUUGUCAAUGUUUCCAGAUAUUCAGCUAUAAUGUUUACUGCAGUAACUUGGUCCUAAAAGGUUAGAGUCUUUAAACUUAAGUUUUGCUGAAAGUGUCUGAGAUCAAAGUUACUCAGUAAACUAUAAUUCAGUCUGACUUAAUGAAAUUCAGCAAAGUUUACAAUUUAUAUUGUAUGUAUCAAUAUUCCUGCUUUGCUGUCCAAAUACACUGUGAAUGUGCUGGAGCUAUUCAGAUGUCAAACAUGUUUAAAAAAGAAAAAAAAAUUAUUAUUGGUCUUUUUGCAAGUCAGCCAUAAAGAAGUCGCUUGAAAAAUUUUGGCUUCGUUGAUGAACAAAUUUCUUUACCUCUAAGUCCAGAACACUCACCGAUGUUUGUGAGGAAGUUUACAUGCAAAGUAAGGAAAGAUUGGUUGCCUUAGUAUUGGUUCUAGGUAAAAUAUAUUUUUAUUCUAUAGUUUUCUAGAUUUUUAUCAGUAAAUAUUAUUUAUACAGAUAGACAAAUUAGAUUGGGGGGAAAAAAUCAGUUCUGCUGUUUAACAGCUGGUUACCUAAAAUGACCCCCCAAAUCCUGUCAUGUUGAAUUUUUUUUAUUUAUAAUGCAAUAAUUUGCCAAUCAAGACCAGAAAUUUGAUUAGGCCACUCCGUACUUUUUACUUGUUAUAUAGCUGCCUCAAUGAGUUUGUUUUAAAACAAAACAAAGCUUGUUUUUCACAUGAACGUCUUUGCUCUGUUAAUAUUGGAGGGGAAGUAAAUCUCUAACCUAUGCACUAAUAAAUUUAUCUAAGCAAGUAUCUUGUGGCUAUUUUUAUAUUCAUGAUGUUAUUGUGACCUUUGUGCAUCUUUCCAGUAAGUGCUUGAAUAAGGCUGGUAUGUUUUUGCAUGACAUAUGUCACACAACUGAUACCUAAAGGUAAUGUAAAGGUAGUGUAUUUCCUGAAACUUUUUACCCAGAAAGAAGUAGAGAUGAUCAAAGUAGGUGUAGAGAUAAUUAUGAACGCAUUAAUGGGAUUUAUUUAUUUAAACUAUGCCCAUGGAUUUUUGCUUUAAACU